AUGGCCCUCAUUUGGAGAGCAUUUCAAGCGAUUAAAGGCGGAGGUACUCAUCAAAGUAAAUCACAAGAUAUUUCAUUUGACAGUACAACGCUUCCCGUGCUUGUUGCAGAACGUAUUGCGUCCUUCCUGAACGGCAAAGAUCUGAUAAAUUUGGGAAAGACUUGUAAAUUCUGGAACGAAAUAUCUCGCAAGAAUAUCGUCUGGAAAAUCCUCAUCGAGAGACGGUUUGGACGGCAGGCAAUUUCUGAAGCUAAAAAUACCGCGAUAGAUUACAAAGGGCUUUAUUUCAAACUAGCUACAAGCAAGAAGCCAGCUACUUCUUUUGAUAUAGUUUGGCUGAACGGUCAUUAUUUACAGAAAGCGAAAGACAGGGAAAGCGGAUAUGGAGAAGUUCUUCAAUUGAAUUCUGUUUGUUGGCUUCAAAUCAACCAGUUUUUCGUCGGCGUUCUUCCAGGAAAAUAUGCUUUGGUAUGGCGUAUGAAACUGGAUGGAGUUUACGUAAACUCAAGGGAAACGGUAGAAUUCCGAGCAAGGCCGGAGGAAGGGUGUGGAAAGGAACUUUGUUCGAAAUGGACCGAGCAUGAUCUGAAACGUGCAGAACGCCGCCAUGGUAAUUGUAAAUGGUUUGAACAGAACAUGGGGAAUUUUGAAGUGACAGCUACCUGCAAAGUAUAUGUUGAGAUUAAAGGAAGAAUAAGUCAGUGGUGUGGUGGUAUGUCGUGGGAUUAUGCCGAAUUAAGGCUGCUUAAGUAA
This is a messenger RNA of Pocillopora meandrina, 753 nucleotides long. The record is from the annotation of a GenBank genome assembly. NCBI's taxonomy places the organism in Eukaryota, Metazoa, Cnidaria, Anthozoa, Scleractinia, Pocilloporidae.